This is a messenger RNA of Phalaenopsis equestris, 673 nucleotides long. RefSeq names its product copper transporter 5.1. Gene Ontology annotation, molecular function: copper ion transmembrane transporter activity. Gene Ontology annotation, biological process: intracellular copper ion homeostasis; copper ion transmembrane transport. The transcript has a single exon. Gene Ontology annotation, cellular component: plasma membrane. NCBI's taxonomy places the organism in Eukaryota, Viridiplantae, Streptophyta, Magnoliopsida, Asparagales, Orchidaceae. Bases 131 to 550 code for a protein of 139 amino acids. The record is from RefSeq and is a predicted model, not a curated record.
AUUGUAAACAUUUACCGAUUCUCAUCGCCGCUCAUUUUCUUCCCCAAUCCUUCCUCUCUCCCCCAAACUCCCGCUCCAAGUUUCCUCUCUUCUCCACCCGAUCAUUCACCGACGUACACCUCCGGCGAAAAUGAUGCACAUGACCUUCUAUUGGGGCAAAACCGUCACGAUUCUCAUAGAUUCGUGGCGCACCGAUUCAUGGCUCUCCUACCUUCUCUCCCUCGUCGCCCUUCUCCUCGCAUCUGCCUUCUACCAGUACCUCGAAGAUCGCCGCGUUCGCUUUAAACUCCUCUCAAAAUCCAACCCCUCAUCCCUCGAGAUUCCCUUCCUUUCCCGAGCUGCCGCAGGACGAUCGAUGGCGAGUGUUUCGGCUGCGGUUCUUUUCGGAGUAAACGCCGCGAUUGGGUAUCUCCUCAUGCUUGCUGUUAUGUCCUUCAACGGAGGUGUUUUUCUGGCGGUGGUAAUCGGGCUAGCGUUGGGUUAUUUUGCUUUCCGAAGCGGGGUCGAGGAGGAUCUCAUCGCCUUGGAUAAAUCGUGCCCCUGCUCCUGAUCUAAUCAAACUGGUAUGUUGAUGUAGAUUAUGUGUUGGCGUGAUUUAGUUUUGUUGAGGAAUAAAAGGUUGCGUGAUCUAUGUGUUUGUGCGGUGGGAGUUUCUGGUUUGUGGAUUUGGGAG